AGCCACGGUCCCAGCCUGCCCCGCGCCGGCCAACGAGAGCAAAGCCAGUGACUCACCUCCGCCGCGCUAACUCCGCGCUUGCUCGCCCCUCACACACGCUCACACCCGGUUCGAGAUGGCGGCGGCGGCGGCGGCGGCGGCGGGGGACUCUGAUUCCUGGGACGCGGACACGUUCUCCGUGGAAGACCCGGUGCGGAAGGUGGGGGGCGGCGGCACCGCCGGCGGGGACCGCUGGGAAGGCGAGGACGAGGACGAGGACGUCAAGUUAGAAGAACCUGAGGAACCUAAAGUGCUAACACCAGAAGAACAAUUAGCAGAUAAACUGCGGCUAAAGAAAUUACAGGAAGAAUCAGACCUUGAAUUAGCAAAAGAAACCUUUGGUGUUAAUAAUACAGUUUAUGGAAUAGAUGCUAUGAACCCAUCUUCAAGAGAUGACUUCACAGAGUUUGGAAAGUUACUAAAAGAUAAAAUUACACAAUAUGAAAAGUCACUAUAUUAUGCCAGUUUUUUGGAAGCCUUAGUUCGAGAUGUGUGUAUUUCAUUGGAAAUUGAUGACUUGAAAAAGAUUACCAAUUCAUUGACUGUGCUUUGCAGUGAAAAACAAAAGCAAGAAAAGCAAAGCAAAGCCAAAAAGAAGAAGAAAGGUGUGGUCCCUGGAGGGGGACUAAAGGCUACCAUGAAAGACGAUCUGGCAGAUUAUGGUGGCUAUGACGGCGGAUACGUACAAGACUAUGAAGACUUCAUGUGACAUUUUCUCUUCUCCUGGUGUCUUCUUUCUGUUGCCCACAAUCCCUUCAACAUGUAGCACAACUUCCUUUCCUUUCAGUUCUGCCAAAUGCUACAAUCAGAAGUGCAGUAUCUUUUGUGCUGGUUAUUUAACCCCUUGACACUUAGGUGCUAAUGUGCGAAUGAGGGAACUUGGAUCUUGCUGCCAAGGGGUUAAAAUUGGGAACCUCAGUUGCUACUAAAUCAUAGUUUAAAAAAAAAAAACAAACCUAAUAAUGUUGUCAUUGUUGCUAUCUGAUUCCAUAGCAGCAGUCACUGAAUUGGAAACAAAGGUUGCAACCUGACAAAAAUUGUGUAGUAUUUACCAGCACCAUUCAGUAAUACAGCCUUAACCAUACCUCCUUGAACUUGUCAAGAAAAGCAGUUUGCGGCAAGGGCAUGUGGUGUGCACCUAGUAUUAAAAUUGCUUUGUCUUAAAAUUGAGCGUGAGGAUAUUAAAAAAAAUACAUUGUGAAGAAGACUGCUUAUCUCAGAGUGAAGAUACAACGGCUGAAAAGCACUAGCUUGAUAUUUAAAAAUUAAAUUAAAUGACCAAAACCCUCCAACUUUGAAGCUGAAGAAGGUAAACCUCUCCAUUACUGCACUGCAUUACAACUUGUGGAAUCUCUCGAAUGCAUAGACUGUCUAGUUUCUGUUUAUCAGACUGUUCUGCUGAUGGAGUGCUUCAGAUGGGGGAGGGAAGCUCUUACCUGUUUUAUUUCCCUGAUUUAAGUGUCUGAGAAACAAUUCUCCUUUGUUCUCCUAGGCUGCAAUGGAACAACUUUAACAGGGUUUUGGCAUUUUCUUCCCUUUAUAAAACAUGCUCAGCAAACUGCACCAGUUGACUACAGUUUGGUAAAUUGUUAUGUUAACAAUUAUGACAUCUGCAAUGUUUUAUAAAGCAACUAAUUUAAUAAAAUCACUAUUGUGAGGACUUAAA
Molecule: messenger RNA, 1705 nt
Organism: Ailuropoda melanoleuca (giant panda)
Lineage: Eukaryota; Metazoa; Chordata; Mammalia; Carnivora; Ursidae
Gene: EIF3J
Product: eukaryotic translation initiation factor 3 subunit J
Exons: 6
Coding region: 116-748 (210 amino acids)
Cellular component (GO): cytoplasm; eukaryotic translation initiation factor 3 complex
Molecular function (GO): translation initiation factor activity
Source: RefSeq, a predicted model, not a curated record